AUGAAUUGUCGACGUGCUCAGGUGGAAAGAGCCAAGGAUGUUGAAGAAGCUAAGCAAGCCAAUCUUGAAAAUCAUCUGCAUAAGGUGGAACGUGAAGAUGCUCGAUUUCAAAGUGUACGCGAUAAAAGCGAGCAAUUGUGUGCUGAUUUGGAGUUCAACAUUGACUUACUUAAGCGCAAGCGAAUAAGUGUCGAUGCUUUAGUGCUUGAUCUUGCUCAAACGAGGGAAUAUCAUGGUGUUUUUGUCAACCAGCUGCGCAGCGAUUUAAAGAGACAAAAGAAUGAACUUGAGACUUGGGAUAAACGCUCACUAGAUAACAAAAAAACCGUUGGUUCGCCUUGGAGCAAAGCUCGCCUCGCUGAAAAUCCGCCUGCAAAGGCUGCAAUCGCUGUAUUGAUCAGUCGCUGGAGUUCCGCUCAUUGUGAUGUUGUGGCAAGUCUUUCUCAAGCCCCCGCUUUGAUUGUUCAGCCAAUGAAAGCUCAAACAAUGACACUUGCGCCUGUAUUGGCUCAAAACAACAACGAAAGAGGCCGACACACUUCAGAAAGUUCGGUGGAAAUGCCCAUGAAAUCUGAAUCGCGCGCACCUACAUACUUUGCUCGCUUGGAUGUAGUCGAAAAUCACCCACACGAGGAGAUUCAGCAACGUGCGAAGAAAAGUGGCUUGGUCAUUACUAGCCAAAUUCGAGAAGUAUUGCGCACAGGUCGAUCGAGUACUAACCUGUUUCAGAAAAGUCCAAAAACCAGAAAUCGAUGGAAGAAA
Messenger RNA from Mesorhabditis belari, 762 nucleotides. Lineage: Eukaryota; Metazoa; Nematoda; Chromadorea; Rhabditida; Rhabditidae. The record is from the annotation of a GenBank genome assembly.